GGGUGGGGCAGGCGCAAGCGCAGAAAGCGCGGGCGCGGUUGCCGUGGCAGCGCCUGCCCGAGGGAGGGCGGCGGCGCGGGGCCAGGACCCCGGCGGGCAGAGGCGGCGACGCGGCCACCGGAGAGUGUGCGGCGGGGCAGCUGAACAGCAGGGGCCCCGCCCUGCUGGCCGGUGGGGAUGCGGGACCGGCUGCCCGACCUCACGGCGGAAAAACGACGAUGGAGACACUGCUGUUGUCACUGUUGAGAAGGACCAUUUCAUGGACGAUUUCUUCCAUCAGGUGGAGGAGAUUCGAAGCAGCAUAGCCAGGAUCGCUCAGCACGUAGAAGACGUGAAGAAGAACCACAGCAUCAUCCUUUCUGCUCCAAACCCAGAAGGAAAAAUAAAAGAAGAGCUGGAGGACCUGAACAAAGAGAUCAAGAAAACUGCUAACAGGAUCCGGGGCAAGCUGAAGUCUAUUGAGCAGAGUUGUGAUCAGGACGAGAACGGGAACCGAACUUCAGUGGAUCUGCGGAUACGAAGGACCCAGCACUCGGUGCUGUCUCGGAAGUUUGUGGACGUCAUGACAGAAUACAAUGAAGCGCAGAUCCUGUUCCGGGAGCGAAGCAAAGGCCGCAUCCAGCGCCAGCUGGAGAUCACUGGAAGGACUACCACUGACGAGGAGCUGGAGGAGAUGCUGGAGAGCGGGAAGCCGUCCAUCUUCAUCUCGGAUAUUAUAUCAGAUUCACAAAUUACUAGGCAAGCUCUCAAUGAGAUUGAGUCCCGCCACAAAGAUAUCAUGAAGCUGGAGACCAGCAUCCGAGAGCUGCACGAGAUGUUCAUGGAUAUGGCAAUGUUUGUCGAGACUCAGGGUGAAAUGGUCAACAACAUUGAAAGAAACGUGGUGAGCGCUGUAGAUUACGUGGAGCAAGCCAAGGAAGAGACAAAGAAAGCCAUCAAAUACCAGAGCAAGGCCAGGCGGAAAAAGUGGAUAAUUGCUGCUGUGGCGGUGGCUGUCAUUGCUGUCCUGGCUCUAAUCAUUGGCUUGUCGGUUGGCAAAUGAUUGCGUAGAUGGCGCUGGGUGCCUGCCUCUCCCUCAGGGUGGCAAAGGUGAUGUUCAUCCUCAUUUGUGUAGUCACUUUGCUUGUGAUCCUUGGAAUUAUUCUAGCAACAGCAUUGUCAUAGCAACCGCACCCCAAGAGCUCUUUGUCCUCGGACCACACCUGCAGCUUAGUCAGCAUCCUGUCCUUCCAUGCGUGAACCUCAGAUCCCAGGGCUAGCGCCAGGCACUGAAGUUUUUAUUGAUAGAUGAAGAAGAAAGCGUCACAGAGGUUUCGUACCAUGAAACACCGUUGAGCCCAGUGGAUGCGACAUGCCAGCCCAGAGAGCCCGGGUCUCUCUGAAGGACACCACAGAGAUUUCACGAUGGUGGCCUUGCCUUGGUAGCUUUGAAAUAGGAAUGAUUGAAAAAGUCUAAUUUUUAAAGAAGAUGUCAGUGUUAAAAAUGUAUGUUGUGUUUAAUUAGGGUGUGCUCUGUGCUCUCGGCUGACAGUGCUGAUGAAGAGACUGUGCCGGGCUUGAUCUCUGUUCAUGUCUUGUUUAUGGAAUCAUCAUAGAACUGUUUUGUGAGGCAUCUGUAAUUUUAAAUAUCUGUAAGUUAAGUUCCUUAAUAUAUUAACAUCUAAACUCCCCUUUCUAAGCUAGACACUGCCUUGUGAAGGACAAUGGGCCAGCCCCAGGCAGCCAUGUACAGGUUACUGUUGUCACCGAGAACAUGGCCUCGCAGCCCUCACGGCCCUUCUUCAGUGCCUUCUGGUGACCCAGACUAGGAAGUGUGAGGGUCUGAAGAGCCUUGAAUGUCGUCAGCUCCUCACAGAGGUGAUGAGCAGUCACAUGCUGCACUCAUGUUGCUCUUUCUUGUUCACUCGAGCCGAUGGAGUCUCAAGGCAAGGUGACAACAAUGGAGCCAAGACUUGGUGCUCACCAAACUCAAGGGAAUGGUCCCGGGCACAAAGGACCAGAUCCUCAGCCCAACACCCAUGAUUACCCAGAGUUCCUAAGAAACUGUGAAGUGUGGUAUAAAGCUGUGCGCUGUUUUACACUUGUGAAUAGAUGGCCUAGUGACUGCCUGUCUUUCGAGACCAAGUAUGUGAAGGACACCAGGACUAAUGAACUCUGCCGACCGACCGCUGACUGUAUGUAUGAAUGCUCACUCUACCCCAGCCUCAUUUGGUGGGAUCUGAUAUAACCAUGCUGAUUCGGAAUACCAAGUGUGAGUGAGCGCUACUGAACUGUCUAGAAACCAUGAUCCUUUCAGUGGUGAAUGUGCCACACUGUCACCUCCUCACACCUCCCAGCCUGACACCCACCUGACCAUGUGCCGAGAGCUACUGCAGCAGGCUAGGCUGUGUGUCCUGGUCUAGAGCUAGCCUGUAGUGGAGAUACUUCUGGCUGAUAUCUCAUGCUUCCUGCCCGGGAGCUCAUACUUCCUGCUUGGAAGCCCACACUUCCUGCCCGGGAGCUCACACUUCCUGCCCGGGAGCUCACCCUUCCUGUCCGGGAGCUCACCCUUCCUGUCCGGGAGCUCACACUUCCUGUCCGGGAGCUCACACUUCCUGCCUGGGAGCUCACACUUCCCGUCCGGGAGCUCACACUUCCUGUCCAGGAGCUCACACUUCCUGUCCGGGAGCUCAUACUUCCUGCCUGGGAGCUCACACUUCCUGCCUGGGAGCUCACCCUUCCUGCCUGGGAGCUCACCCUUCCUGUCCAGGAGCUCACACUUCCUAUCCGGGAGCUCACAUUUCCUGCCUGGAAGCUCUGAAGAUGAGGCUGAGCUUGUGCAGCUCCCACCCUCUCUGCGUCAGUGCCAUUGGAUUUAGCUGCAGAGGACACGCAUACCACCCAGGUUCCCACUACCCUGGGCCAGGUUUCCUUCAAGUCCAACCUGAGCCCUUGGCCUACAGUGUGCUCACUGAGUGUUCAAGAGGCCUCUUGACCAGGCAGGCAGCUGAGUCUGGUUCGCAGUGGAGCAGGGGUGUAUGGGUGAGUGAGUCAGCACCCCAGAUAUGCCUCUAUGCUGACUUCAUAGCCUAUUUAAAAAUAUAUUUACAGAUUCCCUUGUUACUUUUCCCAACCAUUUCUUCAAAUACUUUGUGUUUACAUUAAAAAGUUAUCAAAGAAGCAAA
Molecule: messenger RNA, 3164 nt
Organism: Mastomys coucha (southern multimammate mouse)
Lineage: Eukaryota; Metazoa; Chordata; Mammalia; Rodentia; Muridae
Gene: Stx2
Product: syntaxin 2
Exons: 11
Coding region: 260-1042 (260 amino acids)
Biological process (GO): intracellular protein transport; exocytosis; synaptic vesicle fusion to presynaptic active zone membrane
Cellular component (GO): synaptic vesicle; endomembrane system; SNARE complex
Molecular function (GO): SNARE binding; SNAP receptor activity
Source: RefSeq, a predicted model, not a curated record